Messenger RNA from Suillus bovinus, 1265 nucleotides. RefSeq lists its product as uncharacterized. The coding region runs from base 306 to 1046 and encodes 246 amino acids. The transcript has 4 exons. The record is from RefSeq and is a predicted model, not a curated record. NCBI's taxonomy places the organism in Eukaryota, Fungi, Basidiomycota, Agaricomycetes, Boletales, Suillaceae.
UCCAUCAGACCAAUUUUUUGAAGCCAUAUUCCCACGUGCACAAUUGUUUGUCUACCGGCUUCGGCUUCUUCAUAUCCGGAGUGAAAAACACGUCCACUGUUCUCUUCCAUGUGCUUUCCCUUGGCCCAAUGUCCGGGCCUCCAUGCUUCUUCCUCUCCAUCCUCAGAGAUACCUGAAGCCUAUUCUGUGGAGUCUUACAUCAAAGAUUUACACAUUAUCUACUUCGCCUCCGCAGGUAUUUGGGGCCUCGAAGUCCCUCGUACAGUAAAUACUUUUUUUGGUGUACUUUGAGCGGGACGGAAGGAAUGUUUGCUCGACUAUCACACAAAUCUGCCAGGUGGCUGGACGUGCGCGUUGAACAUGUAUUGUCUGGCAAUGACAAUGGCAUGUUAGUCGAUGUAAACGUGCUCACCUGUCUCGACUUGUCGUGGCGCGGGCUGUGUGGCCAAACUAUUGAGCCUGUGUAUCGUGGUUUGAAACAUGUUGUGAAGGAAGACUUGGAUACAGUUGCUAGGCUGUUGUCCGAACUAGACCCCUUUGAUGAAGAGCUAGAACAGAUGAAUGAAAAUUUGCAAGUGGCUUCCCAGCCGUCGUCGUCGCCGGGCUCCCGCAUUCAUGCGGCAGAAGACAGCGCCUUGACGUGUCCUGAAAUAUCGCUACCAGAACGACCAAGAAGAAAGCGUAGGCGAUCGUCUGCUUUAGUCGAACCACUCGUCAUCAAACCUACCCACCCUUCUGCUCCAAUGAUCAUCGUUUCACCGUGUCCAUCUCAGCCACGCGAAACCUCGUCUUGGGUACCGUAUCAAGAUGCAGCAUUUGGCGCGCGUCUCACAGUGCCCACACACGCCCCAUCAAACGGCGCAUUUCCGCCCCUUGUAGCUUCAUCCAAUCUUGACAACCGCGCUGAUGAUUGGAAGUAUGUCAACGGCCAUUGGUGUGCUGUCCUUCCUACACAUGAUGAACAGUGUAGACGAGGGCUGUACUCUAAGAGCGUGGUUUCUAGGCGAUGUUCAAGGUUACGGCCUCCUUGUCAGACGAAUGUUUGAGUUGCUGUUGCUCCGAUCUACCACUGACUUCACUGUCCCUCGUUUGUCGCAUUCGCCGUCUUGGGUAGUUCAUUAUAUAAAUUAUGUAUCAUUCUCAUGCAUUGUAUCUAUCAUGUUAACUAACUCAUAUUUGUUCAAUACCGUUGUAGAGAUCAACUUAUGGUCAUGAUUCAGCGGAAAUUGAAGACACGUUUACUUGACGUGGGAAAUUAUAUGCCG